CCAAUCAUCAAGGAAUUUGAUGAUCGUUUGAUAAAUUGAAACUCUUUGGAGUGGGUAGUGAUGGAUGACGAGAGACGGGUACUGUGUCCUGAGAACCAAGAUUUAGCGGCUUAUGUGUUGCAGAAGAAGCAAGAACACGCAGAAAAACCCAAAGGUUUGUCGGAAAAUCUGGAGAGGACAUUUGUUAAGGCGUAUAGGAAUGUCUGCGACGCCAAGGAUCCAUUAACACACUCAAAGACUUGUCGCAGAUCAAGGGCUUUGGCAAGCGUGCUGGGAAAAAGGCUAAUGGAAAAAAAACGGUACAUUCCGCAAAGAAAUUCUGUGGGCUAUGCAUUACUAAUAACGUUGCACAGGAGGACUACAAAUGGGAAAGAAUUCAUGCGUAAACAAGAGCUUAUUGAUGCUGCUGACGCGAGUGGGCUCUCACACUCUCCUGUUGGGCCAGAGAAAGGAAAAGGGAAAGCAGGACUUGGACACUCUAAGAGGGAGUGGUAUAGUGGAUGGAGCUGCAUGACCACACUUAUACAGAAGGGAUUAGUGGUGAAAUCUAGCAACCCAGCAAAGUACAUGCUGACAGUAGAAGGUCGGGAAGUUGCAAAUGAAUGUAUCGUGCGAUCUGGAUUACCUAAUUCAGUUGACAUCUUAUCUGAUGAUGGAAUUUAUCCUACACCGCAAGCACAGAAAACACCUAACCAAAAUCCUACCUGUUCUUUUACCAUGAGAGAAGAACAGCCAUAUGUCGAUCCCAGAUCUAGGGCACAAUCAGCCAUUCCAAGCGAUAUUCUUGAAAAGUUUACACGUUUGGUUAUUCAAAGGAACAAGUCGUUGCUGCAUUCAGAGAGGUUUCAGAUGGAUCUGGGACAAAGAUCCAUCAACUCUCUGGCUCUCGUAAUGUUGCCAUCUUCGUCAAGCAGAGAAGUUCCGCUCUGCAAUGAUGGACCCACCUUAAAUCCAUGUACAUCCGGAUCGAGUCAUGCUGUGAAAGCCUGCUCAUCUUCUUUGGUAUCAGAUGGAACCAAAGGAAUAACAAAUGUUCCACGCCUCCCUCCUCUUCAAUUUGGAGAAACGUUUGAGGAAGCAUAUGAUGUGAUCUUGAUAUUGGAUGAUCGAGAAAAGUUUGCCACUAAGGGAUCACGAUCCAGGAAUAUAGUUGAUAACAUAUGCUCUGAAUUCAAUAUCAAGAUUGAGGUUAGACGAUUACCAGUCGGGGAUUGUAUCUGGAUUGCUCGGCAUAAGUACUUUGAGACUGAAUAUGUUCUGGACUUUAUUGCUGAGAGGAAGAACGUGGAUGAUAUGCGCUCAUCAAUUAGAGAUAAUCGCUACAGAGACCAAAAACUUAGACUUCAGAGAUCGGGAUUCAAGAAGCUCAUAUAUAUUCUUGAAGGGGAUCCAAACCAUUCUGAUGCAGCAGAAAGCAUUAAAACAGCUUGUUUCACGACAGAGAUUCUGGAGGGAUUUGAUGUGCUGAGGACACAAGGGCUGGGUGAGACGCUAAGGAAAUACGGCUACCUCACGAAAUCAAUAUAUCAAUACUACAAGUUACGGGUGAAUGAUAAUGACCAGAGCAAAGUCGCAGCCUCGUGUCCUUCUUUUGAUAGUUUUGUCAAAAGGUGUCAAGACCUUGAUAAAAUGACAAUCAGCGAUGUAUUUGCCAUUCAGCUUAUGCAGAUCCCGCAGGUGACGGAGGAAAUUGCCAUAGCGGUUCUUGAUAGUUACCCAACGCUUUUGUCUCUUGCUUCUGCGUAUUCUCAUCUAGAAGGGAAUGUCUCUGCGCAAGAAGAGAUGUUGAGAAAUAGAAGUAACAAUGUAAUCUGUGCAUCAGCUAGUAAGAAUAUAUUCAAGUUAGUCUGGGGUGAAUGAAUUAUUACUCUAUUAUGUGUUCUUUUGAGCUUUUGUUGUCUAGAGAGAGACCUGAAACAUGCUUUAUUUGUUUCUCUUUAUUCUUUACUAAGUUAUCUUUUCAGUCUAUUCUUCUGCAUUCCAACAACAGCUCAAUAAUUCAUAGUUGUAUUU
Messenger RNA from Arabidopsis arenosa, 2013 nucleotides. The record is from the annotation of a GenBank genome assembly. NCBI's taxonomy places the organism in Eukaryota, Viridiplantae, Streptophyta, Magnoliopsida, Brassicales, Brassicaceae.